CUCUCGAGUGUUUGCGUGAUAAAAUUCAGCGUGUAAAAUCAUCGUGGCUGGGAACAAAAGUAAUUGGCUUGACUACUCGAAGAAUAACCGAAAGAAUCCUUUAUGGUAGUUGGUUUGACGAGCGUGGUAGGGACUACGUUUAGAAGGCAGCCAUCUUGCAAUCCCUAAUCAAAGAUCUUCGGCUAGCGGCUAUCGCUGUCUGGUUUUCAGCCAGUUAAUAUCAACACACAGUUCAUCAAAUGGCUUUAAAACGAAUUAAUAAGGAACUUCAGGACCUUGGUAGAGAUCCACCGGCGCAAUGCUCUGCUGGUCCUGUAGGAGAUGAUUUAUUCCACUGGCAGGCAACUAUUAUGGGACCACCUGACAGUCCAUAUCAAGGAGGAGUAUUUUUCCUUACAAUUCACUUCCCCACAGAUUACCCAUUCAAACCACCUAAGGUUGCUUUUACAACUAGAAUUUAUCAUCCAAAUAUAAACAGUAAUGGAAGUAUUUGUUUGGAUAUUUUAAGAUCGCAAUGGUCCCCAGCACUCACCAUAUCAAAGGGUAUAUAA
Molecule: messenger RNA, 551 nt
Organism: Megalopta genalis
Lineage: Eukaryota; Metazoa; Arthropoda; Insecta; Hymenoptera; Halictidae
Gene: eff
Product: ubiquitin-conjugating enzyme E2 eff
Source: RefSeq, a predicted model, not a curated record